CGCAGAGUCCAGAGCUCCGAGGGAUAAAGCAGACAAGCGCCAUCUUGUCUGACGCAAGACUCAAGCAGAGGAGUGAGCCGAAACGUGGUAACAUUCGAAGUGGUGAAUCAAAGCUGUUUGUGAACUUCGCUAGCGGAUAAAAAGCUCCAAAAUGACAGAAGAAGAGGUUGGGUUCGACCCGACCAUGAAGAAGAAGAAAAAGAAGAAGAAGCCUUUCGAUCCUUCGGCGAUUGAGGGCAUCGAAGAUGGUCCACCGACGACGCCGUCAGGAGCUGCUGACGAUGAUGUCGAGAAAGGAGACAAAGAUGCGGCUUCAAAGGAAAACAUUGAUGACGACGAGAACCUAGAUUUCACCAAACUGAAGCGCAAGAAGAAAAAGCCUACUUUCAACCUCGAAGACCUAGGUGGUGCGCUCGACGAUUCCCAGAACGCAAAAGACGGUAUCGGAGCCGACGGUGUGGGUGGGGACGAUGACCUGGACUUCAAUAACAUGAAGAAGAAGAAAAAGAAGAAGAAGGUCAACGUUGACGAAUUCGAACUUGACGAGGAAGCCGAAGGAGAGGUUGAUUCCCCGUCAUCCGGAGGCACCGACGCAUGGCGUGGAUCCGAUCGAGACUAUACCUAUGAUGAGCUGCUGCAACGAGUAUUCAACAUAAUGAAGGAGAAGAAUCCGGACAUGGUUGCCGGAGAGAAGCGCAAGUUCGUCAUGAAACCGCCACAGGUUCUCCGGGUCGGAACCAAGAAAACUUCAUUCGCCAACUUCCUGGAAAUUUCAAAGACGUUGCGAAGAACGUCGAAGCACCUUCAGGCUUUCUUGUUGGCCGAGUUAGGAACUAGCGGAUCCGUAGAUGCGAAUAAUCAGCUGAUCAUCAAAGGUCGCUUCCAGCAAAAACAGAUUGAGAACAUUCUUCGGAGAUAUAUUAAGGAGUACGUUACGUGUCACACGUGUCGUGCACCCGAAACAAUCUUGGAGAAGGAUACUCGUCUGAACUUUUUGCGAUGUGAGAAAUGCGGGUCCAGAUGCUCUGUACAGUCCAUCAAGAGCGGAUUCCAAGCAGUCACAGCCAAGCGUGCCGCUAUCAGGGCUAAAGCUACCUAGAACUUAUGGGGGAGAACGAAUAAACAAGGAUUCCAAAUAUUUUCUUUAA
Messenger RNA from Galendromus occidentalis (western predatory mite), 1148 nucleotides. It is a transcript of the gene eIF2beta, whose product is annotated as eukaryotic translation initiation factor 2 subunit beta. The coding region runs from base 152 to 1099 and encodes 315 amino acids. Gene Ontology annotation, molecular function: translation initiation factor binding; translation initiation factor activity; mRNA binding. The record is from RefSeq and is a predicted model, not a curated record. NCBI's taxonomy places the organism in Eukaryota, Metazoa, Arthropoda, Arachnida, Mesostigmata, Phytoseiidae. The transcript has 5 exons. Gene Ontology annotation, biological process: translational initiation; formation of translation preinitiation complex. Gene Ontology annotation, cellular component: eukaryotic translation initiation factor 2 complex.